GCCCACUAGCGUCUCAAAUAGAAUAUCAACAAAAUGAAAGGAAACUGGGGUAUUUUCUGGGCUGGAAGACGAAAAAAAAAUUCCACCAUUGUAGAAAACUCUAAACGGCCACUUAUCAGACGCUCUACUAUGCCUGCACCUUCUUCGUUUGGAGGCUUGCCUGGAGAAAUAUGUGCCAGUUACAAGGCUAUUUCGCUGCUGGGCACAUUUGAUUCACCUCCUACAAACAAUCCCAGUCAUAAAGCAAAUUUAGUUCUGGGUACGUUCGCAGCCGAUACCAAGAAUACAGAAAGCCACAAAGCGAAUGUUCUCCUGGGCGUUGUACGGCCCACUACAUCAAAGAACAAUAAACUGAAGAAAUUUUAUACAUCGCCAGACAAUACUUCGAGUCCGGUAGUGGAGGGAGAGCUCAACACAUCUGAAUUAAAACGAAAAGAUGGGACUCUCGGUGCGUUUAUCACACAUCUGGAGGUUCUCAGCAGCGCGGAAUCACCUGCGAACGUUCCGAAAGGUACGAUACUGCAGAUGAUUGAUGCACUGGGUAAGACCAAAGACGGGGUUGUCGCCGCGUAGAGACUGUGUUGUGCUAUCUCAUCACCACAUCACACGAUAAUCGCAAACCUUUCAGACUAAGAGCUGAUAGAUCGACUCCUGCUGGGUGUUAUGCAGUUACAUUAAUACUAAUAGUCGCUUCGUUGACUUCGUUGGCUUUGCGAACCCGUCCCGGACAGUCGUUACUGACACGGCUUACUUCAUCCUACCCGCUCGAUCCAAAGCUCGUGUGCGCUCUACGGGAACUUCCAAUUCGUGAUCAGUACCGAGUGCAUAGAAAUUUUUUCUGAUGGCAUGUUUUUAGCCAGAAUUGACGCACGAGUUCUUUCCAGCGGUGCGCCGUAUCUUAAUUCGCGUCGUAGCGAUCUCAACUUUCAUGAAGAAUCAAAUUUAUUGAAUAUAAAUAUAAUGUAAAUCACACACGUCAAAUCAAUAUUUCCCAUCCCUUUUGUUUCCCGCCCAGAUGAUUCCAUUCCAACACCCGAGUUG
This is a messenger RNA of Sphaeroforma arctica JP610, 1041 nucleotides long. RefSeq lists its product as hypothetical. The transcript has a single exon. The record is from RefSeq and is a predicted model, not a curated record. Lineage: Eukaryota; Ichthyosporea; Ichthyophonida. The coding region runs from base 34 to 573 and encodes 179 amino acids.